AGGUGGUGGAGGGUUAAAGUGGACUGACCCAGGCUAAACUGGUCCUUACUGGUUCUUACUGGUCCUUACUGGUGUGAGCUGGUCUGGGGGAAGGGAAGUGGACAGAUGGAUGGUUUCCAGGCGUAUGGGGCAGGGAAGGCGGGCGGUGCUUUCGACCCACUGACCUUCAUCCGACAACCUCAGACUGUGGUGAGGAUCCUCUGCUGGAUCUUCUCCAUUGUGAUCCUGGGCUGCGUUGCUAACGAGGGUUACGUUAACCGGCCUGAAGAGGUGGAGGAAUACUGCAUCUUCAACCGUAACCAGAAUGCCUGCAACUAUGCUGUCGCAAUGGGAACACUGUGUUUUCUCUGCAGUGCUGCUCUCUUGGCGCUGGACGUUUAUUUCCCACAGAUCAGCGGCGUGAAGGACAGGAAGAAAGCCGUCAUGGCGGACAUUGGAGUUUCAGUUCUCUGGUCUCUGGUCUGGUUCGUGGGUUUCUGUUUUCUGGCCAAUCAGUGGCAGGUUUCUAAAGAAGAAGACAACCCUCUGAAUGAAGGAGCUGAUGCUGCCCGGGCCGCCAUUGUCUUCUCCUUCUUCUCUGUCUUCACGUGGGCUGUCCAGGGUCUGCUGGGGCUCUACAGGUUUAAACUGGGGGCCAGCAACGUCACCUUCAAUCAGGACUACAUAGACCCUAACCAACAGAACCCUGAGGCUCCUCCCACUGAGGAGUAGAGGCUCCGCCCAUCGACGAGUAGAGGCUCCGACCACCCAUGAGUAGAGGGGGGGCUUGAACAGUGAUACAUUCUGGGUAGUUGUGUAUUGUGAUGGGUCAUAUUUAGGAAACAGAAUUGGACUAAAAAAUUACCAGGUUUAUAGUCCGAUGAUGUCACUCACCAGGGGGCGUGUACUCUCCGUCAGUAGCCAUUCAGAGUUCAGAACAUGAGUGAAGAAUAAACAGUCUGAUUUUAAACGCACACAGAGUUCAUUGGAAAGAAA
Messenger RNA from Seriola dumerili (greater amberjack), 975 nucleotides. RefSeq names its product synaptogyrin-1-like (gene syngr1a). The transcript has 4 exons. The record is from RefSeq and is a predicted model, not a curated record. Lineage: Eukaryota; Metazoa; Chordata; Actinopteri; Carangiformes; Carangidae. The coding region runs from base 106 to 711 and encodes 201 amino acids. Gene Ontology annotation, cellular component: synaptic vesicle membrane; neuromuscular junction.